GGGGAAUGUUUUCAAUGUAACCCUUUCCGGGGAUUCCGAUCCAUUCCUGCGCAUGCGUGAGAUCGUUCACACGCGGGGCAUGUUUCUGAAUUUGUGUUUGGCGAGGUUAUAAGGGAUAUUGUAUAUGGUAUACAUUUCAAGGAUUUUAUCCGAAGGAGUUUGUAGUUUUUAAGAAGGUACACAAAUCCCUUUUAUAGCAUUCUCAGCUGAUGAAACGCACCACAACAGUUUCGACUGAAGUUUUUGAUUGAGCGAGGUAAGGAAACAUGGCCAGCCUUGCUGCGAAGUAUGAUUACCUAGAGAAGCUGACCCGUAAAGUAUGCGUGUCUCACAACCAGGAGCCAAAGAUUAGACCCUAUGUUCCAUACCAAGGCAGUGGGGUGAAUGAUGGUGCUCCUUCAAACAAGAAACAAAAGAACAAUCAGAAGCCAACAAAAGGAGAUAACAUGAGUGCAAAUCAAAAGAAACCAAUCCUAAAGAGCACUCCGCCUGCAGCACCUCCAACUCAGAAAAAAACUGUCCAGAAUGGGAUUUCAGAGACACAAAAGAAGACUGAGGGCGGGACAUCAAAAGAGUUUAAUGCUGUAGACAUUCUUCGUCAGAGACUUCACCAGAAGAUUGAGGAAUCUCGAGGACAGGGCCCUCCUAAAGACCCCUCCUCUGAGGAGAUAAAGAAGAAACGUGAGAGACGAAAACAAGAAAGGGAGCGUCGGAAGAGGAAAAGAAAAGAGUUUCGAAUGAAAAAGUUAGCAGAUGCUGCAGGUUUACAGGCAGGAGAAGAGGAGAAAGAGACAGCAAAUCAGAAAUCACAAAGCACUUCUACAUCAAGCCCUCCUGCCAAACAAGAGCAGAGCCUCAUAGUCUUCAACAAGAUGGAGGUGGGAGAAGACUAUGUGGACAAAGGGACAAAGCUGAUGGAGAAAAAAAAGAAAAGAAAAGUGAAGGGAACGCUGACUCCGCUCACUGGCAAGAACUACAAACAACUUUUAACACGCAUUGAGGCGAGGAAAGCUCACCUGGAGCAGCUUAGAGAGAAGGAUGAAGGGAAAGCAAAAAAAGAGGAAGAGAAGAUGAGGUGGACCAAUGUUCUCUACAAAGCUGAAGGCAUGAAAAUCAAAGACAACGAGGAACUCUUGUGUGCAUCAUUGAAGAAGAAGGAGAAAAGGAAGGCUCAGAAAAAAAAGAAGUGGGUACAGAAGAGCCAGCAAGUCGUGGAGAAGAUGCAAAAGAGACAAGACAAGCGGAGAAGGAAUAUUAAGAAACGCAAGGAUGCCAAGAUGGAGAAACGCAAACAGAGGGCAAGGAAAAAGGGUUGUGUCCUGCCUGAGGAUCUCAAGAAGGCCAGCUUCUAGGCAGAAAGGAUGAAAAGAAGUGAGAAUUGGUAAAAGGCAGAAAGGAUCAUGCUCUUGGGGACUUCGCCUUGUUUAAGAGCAUUUAAAAAAAAAAAAUUCAAUAAUGAAAUGUUUUCUUCUGUUGUCACUUUUAAGAUGUCAACUUUAUAAAGAACGUAUUUUGUGUCCAUA
Messenger RNA from Carassius carassius (crucian carp), 1523 nucleotides. It is a transcript of the gene surf6, whose product is annotated as surfeit 6. Gene Ontology annotation, molecular function: RNA binding; DNA binding. The transcript has 5 exons. Gene Ontology annotation, cellular component: nucleolus. The coding region runs from base 267 to 1352 and encodes 361 amino acids. The record is from RefSeq and is a predicted model, not a curated record. NCBI's taxonomy places the organism in Eukaryota, Metazoa, Chordata, Actinopteri, Cypriniformes, Cyprinidae. Gene Ontology annotation, biological process: ribosomal large subunit biogenesis; ribosomal small subunit biogenesis.